GGUGGCGGCGGUGCUGGGUGGGGUCGAGCUCCAACUGGCCGCCGGGCUGCGAAAGAGUCUGCGAGCCGCUUGGCCUGGACUGGCCGAGGGCGUCUGCGUGUGCCCGCGCUGAGCUGCCGGCGCUGGCGGCUGCACUGCUCGCUGGAGGCGACGUCGGGCGGGUCUCGCCAGCAUGACCGAGCUGAGGCAGAGGGUGACCCACGAGCCGGAUGCACCUCCAGAGGACAAGGAAUCAGAGUCAGAAGCAAAGGUAGAUGGAGAGACCGCAUCAGACAGUGAGAGCCGGGCGGAAUCUGCUCCCCUGCCCACCUCUGCAGAUGACACCCCUGAGGUCCUCAACAGGGCCCUUUCCAAUUUGUCCUCAAGAUGGAAGAACUGGUGGGUGAGAGGCAUCCUGACUUUGGCCAUGAUUGCAUUUUUCUUCAUCAUCAUUUACCUGGGACCAAUGGUUUUAAUGGUAAUUGUGAUGUGUGUUCAGAUUAAGUGUUUCCACGAGAUAAUCACUAUUGGCUACAAUGUCUAUCACUCCUAUGACCUGCCCUGGUUCAGGACCCUCAGCUGGUACUUCCUACUGUGUGUAAACUACUUCUUCUAUGGGGAGACAGUGACGGAUUACUUCUUCACCCUGGUCCAGAGAGAGGAGCCUUUGCGGAUUCUCAGCAAAUACCACCGGUUCAUUUCCUUUACUCUCUAUCUAAUAGGAUUCUGCAUGUUUGUACUGAGUUUGGUCAAGAAGCAUUAUCGACUACAGUUCUACAUGUUUGGCUGGACCCAUGUGACGCUACUGAUUGUUGUAACGCAGUCACAUCUUGUUAUCCACAACUUGUUUGAAGGGAUGAUCUGGUUCAUUGUCCCCAUUUCUUGUGUGAUCUGUAAUGACAUCAUGGCCUAUAUGUUUGGCUUUUUCUUUGGUCGGACCCCUCUCAUCAAGCUCUCCCCCAAGAAGACCUGGGAAGGCUUUAUUGGGGGCUUCUUUGCUACUGUGGUGUUUGGCCUUCUGCUGUCCUAUGUGAUGUCUGGCUACAGAUGCUUCAUCUGCCCUGUGGAGUACAACAAUGACACCAACAGCUUCACUGUGGAUUGUGAACCUUCGGACCUGUUUCGCCUGCAGGAGUACAACAUUCCUGGGGUGAUCCAGUCCAUCAUAGGCUGGAAAAUAGUCCGGAUGUACCCCUUCCAGAUUCACAGCAUUGCCCUCUCCACCUUUGCCUCACUCAUCGGCCCCUUUGGAGGUUUCUUCGCAAGUGGAUUCAAACGGGCCUUUAAGAUCAAAGACUUUGCUAAUACCAUUCCUGGCCACGGAGGCAUUAUGGAUCGCUUUGACUGCCAGUAUCUGAUGGCUACCUUUGUCAAUGUGUACAUCGCCAGUUUCAUCAGGGGUCCUAACCCAAGCAAACUGAUUCAGCAGUUCCUGACCUUGCGGCCAGAUCAGCAGCUCCACAUCUUCAACACACUCAGGUCUCACCUGAUCGAGAAGGGGAUGCUGACAGCUGCCACGGAGGACGAGUAGGGACCACCCACGGCCAGGAGAGCAGGAGUAGGACUGAGCAAGGGGCAGGUCUCCAAGGCACGCCCAGCUGGUGUGACUUAGACAAUGAUGAGGCUUCAACUCACUGUUUUUUUUUUUUGGUAGGAUGCUUUUUAUUUGUGGGUUCAAAAAAAUCUGUAUAUACAGUAUAUUGUUUGUGAUUUGGGUUUUGAGUAAACUUCAGCUUUGAGUUGGAAAGAAGUCAUGGCAGUAAAACCAUUUGGGUUUUUUAAACAAACAAAAGUGUUUAACAGUCUGGAAGACAGUGUUGCCCAGCUCAGGAGUGUCUGCUUGGUGGUUCCAGCCUUUAUCAGUUGUACUGUUUCUGGGCUCAGUCAGACACAGACGUUCAUCUGUGUCCAACCAGUUCAGGGGCUCCCCAACCUGUUCUGGGGACACAGCUUGGAUGUCUUUUCUGAACUGGAGAGCUUUCACCUAGUGUUUCCUAGCAAUCCCUGCUUGGAGCUGUGGGAGGGUUGCCUUCUGUAGGCCAGAAGAAUGGAGGCUUAUUAAUCAGAUAAGCAUUCUAUCCAUGUGGACAUCUUGCAGAGUGUAAAUAAACUCUGCUUUAUGAUAUGGUUUUACCUUCCUUUAUCAUGAACUGAAAGAAGGUUUCAGUUUUUGUUUUUUUCAGAAAGCACGAAAAAUUAUUUAUAAUAGUCUGGAGAAAAACCACACUGUAAUAUUUCAAGUGUCUGCAGUAGAAUGUACUGUACCUGAGCCCUUGCCCCCAUGUGUAGGCCGCAGUAUCUUCUGUCAGCAGUCCAGCUAACUGUGUCUUUUCAGGGACAAUGUCGUUCAUGUCUGUGCUGUAGUCUUGCUGCUGCUGAAUCCUCCCCGGGGGCUUUCCCAUGAGGCAGGGAGCCAAGGGCUUCUCAUUCAUGCACCCUUUGCCUGAACACCCAUGUAGCUGCUGUGUUAUGUAUAUAUGACUUUUAAGGGCAGUGUGUGCUAUGUGUUUGUUUUAAAAGUCACUUAUUUUUUAUAGUAAUUUCGAUUGCACCAUGACUUCUUCACUGAAACCACAAAGACCUGCUUAAAACUAUGGAAAACGUAACCUGAUUAGAAGCUUGACUAUUUUGAAGAUUAAAUGCAUACUUUUAUAUAAUGUGACCGGUUUAAAUGUA
Molecule: messenger RNA, 2655 nt
Organism: Carlito syrichta (Philippine tarsier)
Lineage: Eukaryota; Metazoa; Chordata; Mammalia; Primates; Tarsiidae
Gene: CDS2
Product: CDP-diacylglycerol synthase 2
Exons: 13
Coding region: 173-1510 (445 amino acids)
Cellular component (GO): endoplasmic reticulum membrane
Molecular function (GO): phosphatidate cytidylyltransferase activity
Source: RefSeq, a predicted model, not a curated record